UUUAUGAUUCUAAGGUCGCUAAAGUUAUGUUAAUUGCUUUGUUACUUGUGGUUAAGUUAUUAAGGCAUUGAAGUUAGCAGGAAUCUUUGAAGCUUUGGGCGAGACGUUAUUAUCCAGACUUCUUAUAUGGCUCGCUUCAAAAAUAAGAAGAAGUUAUUUGUGAAGCCAGUUGUAAAGAAAAACCAGCCCAAUGUGAACCAUAUAACCGGUGAUAAGAUCCCAAAGAGUUUUGUGUUUUCCAGGGGGAAGUUACCUGGUCCUGUCAGACAACUGCAAAUGGACUUGAGAAAAUUGAUGCUUCCUUAUACUGCUCUCAAUCUCAAGGAGAAGAGACGAAAUAAUCUCAAAGACUUUCUGAAUGUUGCAGGACCCAUGGGUGUUACACAUUUCCUAAUAUUGUCAAAAACAGAAACUGCACCAUAUCUAAGAGUUGCAAGGACUCCACAGGGACCGACACUUACAUUUAAAAUUCAAGAAUAUUCUUUGGCAGCUGAUAUUGCUCAGUCUCAGUUGCGUCCUCGAUGUCCUCAAGAUCUUUUCAAGACCCCCCCUUUGAUUGUUCUUUCUGGUUUUGGCACUGGAGAACAACAUCUGAAGCUUGCCACUAUUAUGUUUCAGAACAUAUUCCCUGCGAUUGAUAUCAACACUGUCAAUCUUUCUUCUUGCCAGAGAAUUGUGUUACUUAAUUACAAUAAGGACACAAAGCUUAUUGAUUUUCGGCAUUAUUCCAUUCGUCUACAACCUGUGUGUGUCUCCCGUAGAAUCAGAAAAUUUGUUCAGAAUCAUCAAGUCCCUGACCUUCGAAACUUGCAAGAUGUGAGUGAUUUUGUAACAAAGGCUGGUUAUGGGUCAGAGAGUGAAGCAGAUGAUGAAGCUGCAACUGUGACUCUGACUAGUGAUAUUGGUAGAGUUAACCGGGCAUCUGCAAAAAGUGCUGUACGGCUUCAAGAGAUUGGCCCAAGAAUGACCCUUCAACUUACUAAGGUUGAGGAAGGAUUAUGUUCUGGUGGAGUCAUAUUCAACGAAUAUGGAAAUGUCAGUGAGAAGAAAAAGCAUGAAGAUGCUGAUGAGAACAUGGUGACAGAUGAAGCAGAUGAGGAAGAAGAAAAUGAGGACAAUGAUGAAGAUCAGGAAGAAGAGGACGGGGACAAUGAAGCCGAAAGUGGUGAUGAAGAUUGAUGUUUGACACAGGCCUGAUCGUUCUCUGGAACCAGAUGCUCAGAAUGGAACGCUUGCCUGUUGGAACUCCCUCUGGACUAUGAUUUUAUUCAUGGAGGAUCUGGGUAUCAAAGGCAGUGGAAAAAGUACUCAGUAUUGUACCCACUUGUCAGUUAAAUUUUGACAUGUGAAUUUUCGAGCUUUUAAUUAACCUAAUUUUUGCAAGAGCUGUUUACUCUAAAAAUCCCCUGUUGCAGCCACCUUUUCCUCUUUAACCUUCAUUCUACCUGAUCUUCGUCUCUUUUGUUUGGGAUGACCAUACGAGCAGUGGGUUAUGUAAGAUGUUAGACACUUCAUGAAGAUUUUAAAAUUUUUAGGUAUAA
Molecule: messenger RNA, 1541 nt
Organism: Carica papaya (papaya)
Lineage: Eukaryota; Viridiplantae; Streptophyta; Magnoliopsida; Brassicales; Caricaceae
Source: RefSeq, a predicted model, not a curated record